UCAGCGAGCGAGUGGAGAGGCGGCUUCUGAUACGAACUCCCAAGGCUGCGUGAAAGUGGUGCACGACAUGCUGAUGACUGCAAGCAACUGUGGCAGCAAUUGGCCAUCCGACCAAGAAGACAUAUUUCGCCUCCUGGUGCAUGGGAGAGAACAUUUUGAAAUAUUAAAGAAAAUCAAGGAAAACCUGGAGCUAAUCCGAACGCUGCCCACGGAUGCCAAUGUGUUGCGCAACCUGCAGCAACAACAAUACGUGACGGAAUUGCGUGGCAGGCCGUCCAACCUCAGCCGACACGGCAGCGAGUGUUCACAGGAAGUCUUGGCCGGCAGCCAGGGACCCUCCAGUGCGGGCGAAGGUUCCUCAUCAGGCGUUGCACAGGAUGUUGUGACGGGUGAAGCGAGUGGAUCCAAUGGUCCCCCACGGCCACCGGACGGAGACAACCCACGGGCCCGGCUUGGAACCCUGCCGGACAGCGGCAAGCCUGGCAACGCUCUUUACAACUUCCUGAAACAAAUAGACUGCUUGGAGUUUUUGGAGAAUUUCACUUCACGUGGAUUGUCGAGUGUCCAACAGCUGAUGAACGUCACUCUGCAGGACUUGGAUGAACUGGGAGUCCCAGAAGCCAAAAAGCGACUGCUAUUGAGUGGAAUCGAAGAGCAUGGCGUGUCCACCACGAUCUCCAGCGAGACGACGCUGCAGCGCUCGUCCAGUGAAGAGACAGUCCACCUCAGCUCCGAGGACGACGACGAUGACGGCAUCGACACCAAGGACGGCAUCCGUGCCAAAGUGUUCCCAGCGCUGCGGCCCUCUGGCAGUCAUCUGUCCUCUGUCGGCAAUCGGUAUCGCAAAAGCAGCAUUGCCAAAUACAAUUUGCGAGCGCACGCUCGCCAAGCCGUUGACUUUCCUCGUUCUCGCAGCUGGGGAGGCAGUAGCAGCCUGGAGGUGCCCAGGAGCAAGAUGCCAAGAUUGUCUUCAUGCUCUGACAUCGAAGAAGAAGAGGGGCUGGAGUGA
Messenger RNA from Lethenteron reissneri (Far Eastern brook lamprey), 1009 nucleotides. Its product is annotated as tumor protein p73-like. The record is from RefSeq and is a predicted model, not a curated record. Lineage: Eukaryota; Metazoa; Chordata; Hyperoartia; Petromyzontiformes; Petromyzontidae. Gene Ontology annotation, molecular function: RNA polymerase II cis-regulatory region sequence-specific DNA binding; protein binding; DNA-binding transcription factor activity, RNA polymerase II-specific. Gene Ontology annotation, cellular component: nucleus. Gene Ontology annotation, biological process: apoptotic process; regulation of transcription by RNA polymerase II; protein tetramerization.